UAAAGAAGAGAAAUGACAGUUCAUUGAAGCUGUCAGCGGUGUUACUUCUAUUAAAGUUUCGCUGCAAAUAAGUUUUUCCAUCAAAUGCCAUCGAUUGUAAUUGUUAAGUUUUAUUGUCAUUAACUCUUAUCAAGAGGAAAUGUUUUUAUUUAUUUUGGAUUUGACGAGAAAAAUUGAGAAUCCUUUCUAACUUGUCGAGUGUGUACGCAGGAGGGAACAGCUUCACUCGCCGGUCAGUCUACUGGAAGAUUCCAUUGUGAGUGGGUUUAAAAAGUUUUUACUCCUGUGAUUUGUGUUUUUUUUGCGAUUAUCAGUGAUCAUUCGACACUUAUUAUCAAUUUAAAAGAUUUUAAAAAAAGGCCCCGUAAACGUUUGGAUAACCAGUGGACUAGAAACAUCUCUCCUCGACCGAUGAAAAAGGGAUAAGAACUGAAAUAUUAAAUGACAAUGAAUCUGACGAGGAUCUUUAGCUGAAAAUGUAGUGUACAAGACCAAACAUUUAUUCUUCUGUAAAACUCCUUUUUAAUGGCUUCGAUAGUGAACCAAAGCAGUUUUUUUUAAAAGAAAACUUUUAUUUGAAUACAUUUCCAUUUUCCUGUUUAGCCAAAAAAAAAAAAAAAAAAACAAAAAAACAAAAAACCGACCAAUUUACUUAUUCAAUGAGAUAGUCGAGUAUUAAACUUAAAUAGACCAACUGUCAAUUAUUAUUGACAAAUAUCAGAAAAAGAGUAUAAAAAAUUGUUGGGUGUAUAAUAGAUAAUAAAUAAUUAAAGAGAUCUGAAGAUGUAUAAGGAACCGAGUAUAAUGACUGGUAAUGGAACAAAAGGUGAUGAAGCUGAUUUGGUCAGUAGAUUUCUAGCACCCCUUUGCUCUCGAGAUGAGAAUGCAAGAGACGUCGCUUUGGCGAAUGCCAGAACAACAGUUGAGGGAUGGCUCGGUGGAGUCGGCAGUCCCAAUCAUUGUGGAGAAAGAGUGGAGAUAGAGCGACCUUGUUCUACUGGAGUAUUUAGAGGACAAGAUGGAAGGUACGAUAUGAAUAUUGAACGCUCGCCAACAAAAACAGUGCCGAAGAAUUUUUAUCAGCAUCCUGAAUCGCGCGGUACAUUUCAAAUGGAUGGCUUCUUUCCACAAAGUAUCAGGGAGACUUCAGUUUUUCCAAAAGAGAGCAUAACACCGGAAAGAUGUCCCUUCGAUUCAUUCGAUUCAGUUGAUGGAAGAGUGAAUGAUUCAUUUUAUAGAACGGCAAAUGAGGGACGACGAUAUAUUGCCGAUGGAGAAAAGCUCGCUAAUUCAAAUUCAUCAGACGAAGGCAAGGGAUUUAAAGUUGAUGGUGCUCGAGCAUUAAGGUACCGUGAGCCAGAGACACGCUUCAGUUCAAGUAGCGAGAGCGAGAGGAGAUUUUCCUCAUCACCCGAAAAAAUCAACGAAUCCAAUCACGAUGACAAGCAACGUACCAAGCAUCCCGUUAAAAUAAAAAUAUCCAAACAAAAACAAUUAAAUGAAAAUAAUGAACUCGAUUCAGAUACGAGAAUUUAUGGCAAGAGUCCAAAGUUUGACGAUAAUUUCACAAGUUUUCAAUCAGUUAGCGAGCAAAUGAACGAUAGACGAAGUUUAAAUUUACGCGAUGUGGAGAGUGGACGCAAAUAUCAUGGCGAAGAUGUUGAGGAUGAUGUUCUUCGAGCACGUGACGGUGUUGUUUUUAAUACAUUGGAAGGUUUUGGAAAUGAGGAUAUUGAAAAUAUGAAUUUAGAACCAAUAACACCGUUUUAUUUUUUGGAAAAUACGGAUGAGAAGUGUAUUAAUAAUGAGAGAUCAAAAGUUCAUGAUUAUUUACGUAAAAGUGAGGAGAGAAAAUUUAGCGUUGGACAGAUUAAAAGACCACUGUCACAAGAUGAGGAUGUGUCCACUAAAAGUGGACGUGUACUGGAGAGUCCUGAAGUAACACCCAGCGAAGUUGGAAGAAUGUUAAAUCUUGGAAAUGUUUUUGACGGCCCCCGUCAAAUUCAAGCGAAUAAAUACUUGAGUAUGGUCACUCUUCACUUGCCAGUAAUAUUGAGACUCAGUGUCAACUGUCCUUUUCGCAAUGUCAGAAUAAAAUGCGCCGAGAUACUCGAGAUGGUCAAGGAAAGAGGAGUCCCAGUGCCAAAGCCAGUAUUCGAGGGUCCCAGUGCUUUCGUUCCAAUAUCGGAGUUGCCAGAUUUGGACAAUUUAGAUGAAAAGUCGUAUAUGCUGUUUAUUGAUGCUUUCUUACAAAACAACAGGCUGGAUCAUGUCUCGAGAGUUAUGUCUUCACAUCCAUCCUAUUUGGAGCAUUUUUUGAAGACACAAAAUUUCAUUCUUCGUGGAGACGGUCCUCUUCCCUACGACUAUCGACAUCUCAUCGCUAUCAUGGCUGCUGGAAGGCAUCAGUGCAGCUACCUCAUUAAUCUUCAAAAGUCAGAAUUUUUGCAUCAAGGUGGCGAUCCAUCGUGGCUUCAGGGCUUAAGAUCGAUACCAGGGAAGCUGCAGGAUUUGUACGAGAUCAACAAAAUUCUUGCACACAGGCCUUGGCUCCUCAAUAAAACACACAUAGAAAAAUUAACGAAAGGUGCCGAUAAUUGGUCGUUAGCCGAAGUUGUCCAUGCGAUAGUUCUUUUGGCUCACUUCCAUUCGCUGUCGUCCUUUGUCUUCUCCUGUGGAAUUAACGAGGAACUGGACAACGUUGCGGGUUAUCAUUACAAGGAGAAUGUCCAAGACAAUAGCAUUAAAAUACAACCUGCCAAAGACAAACUUUCUAGUAGUCCCAAGAAAAUUCUCAAUGGCAGUGGCAAGACUGAAUCCAUCCCGUCGCCGCCUUCUUCACCCAGUAUAGUAGGAGAGCAAGAAGUCGGUGUGGAGACUCUCAUGGAACGAAUGAAGCGACUUUCGGAAAAGUCUGAAUCUUACCAAAUCACGCAAGAAGAAUUGUCAAAACGAUUCGAAACAGUGGAAACGCAAUCGGCCGAAUUGGCCGCCGCUCCACAGAGAAGUUCAAUUCUCGACUCGGACAUUGGAUUGUUCAUCGAGGAUCCAACAUUUAUUUAUCAGGACUUUGCCAAGCGGGGACAACUCAACGACAUACCAACAUUUCGCGUACAAGAUUAUUCUUGGGACGAUCAUGGUUAUUCGUUGGUCAACAGGCUUUACAAUGACGUUGGCAAUCUUCUCGAUGAUAAGUUCAAGACGGCCUAUAACCUCACGUAUUAUACGAUGGGCACGCACAACAAAGUAGACACAUCGCGUUUCCGACGUGCUAUUUGGAAUUAUAUCCAAUGCAUGUUUGGAAUUAGACAUGAUGACUAUGACUAUAAUGAAGUAAAUCAACUACUCGAGAGGAGUUUGAAAACCUUCAUCAAGAGUGCCGUUUGCUAUCCAGAACGUGUCACGAAAAGGGAUUAUGAUCGCGUGAUGAGGGAAUUCAAACACAGUGAAAAGGUUCAUGUGAAUUUAAUGAUUCUGGAAGCUCGAAUGCAAGCAGAAUUAUUGUAUGCCUUGCGAGCUGUGAUGCGAUAUAUGACCUAAUUUUAUUAUUCUUGUUUUUUUCUUCGUUAUUGUUGAGACAAUAAUCGAGUAAAAUCGAUUUUGUCAAUUCUUUUCUCGCAUGCGAUUUGGCGAGAUUCGAGAGAGAGAGAGAAGAGAGAGGAUAAUUUUUGUUUGUAAGACUCGAAAAGUAAAUGAGCUAAUUUUUAAGAGAAAGAAAAAAAAAUAUAGCAACAGCAUGUUAUUACGAGUCUUACGAUUUUUUUUUCUUUUCUGAAACUUGGAUGUGAUUCAGUUUGUAAAUUUUAUAGAACUUUCAGCAAGAAAUGAAAGAAAAAAAUAUAUAUAGAGGAGAGCUGUAUUUCAUAAAAGAAAAAAAAGAUAUUUACAAUUAUAAAUGUGAAUAAAAAUAUUUAAGACACUCGAGGUUUUGAAAAUUUUGAAAUGCAGCGCGAAAUAUUACAUUCAGCUUUCUAUCUAUUUUGAAAAAAACACAUUUUAUUGCGCCCUUUUUUUUGUUAAUUUUUUUUUCUUUUAUGCAGAUUUUUUUUUGCAAUGGAAUUUUUCUAAAUUCCAAUUUUUUCAUAAUAGACGUUUUUUUUUCUUUUUUUAUUGUGAAAAUACUUAGAAAUUAGACAUUGAUUUUGCUUCCACUGUAUUCUUUUCAUUUUUUAAUUGACAGGGUUCAUUUAUGAUAGUAUUUUUCUUUUUUUUUUGUUUAAAGAAUUCUUUUUACGAAUUUUCGAAAACAAAAUGUGUUUUCUUUUUAGCAAUUUUUAUAUUUAAAAAAAUUGUCAUUAAAUAGCAAAGUUUUUUUCAAAAAUUCUAAAUUUUUAUUAUUAUUUACGAAAACUUUGCUUUUUUCGAGACAUAUCCACUUUUUCAAGUGCUCAAUGAGCCAAAGGGAACCAGUUGUACAUAGUUUUUUUUAUUACAACACAUUUUUAUCUCAAUUUCGUUGAAUUGUGAUUACUUUCAAAUUGAUUUGUAUUAAAUCUAUUGUAGAAAAAUAAUUUUUAAAUAUGUGAAUCCAAAACACAUUUUCAAAUUUAAAUGGAAAUUUUUGUUUCAAAUUGAAAUUGUCAAAUUUCGAUUUAUAUUGGAUUUUUAAUUAAAAAUUUUUAGAUUAUAAUUUUAAAUAUUUAACAGUUUAUCCUUCCUAACCUAAUGGUUUUUAAUAAUUUGUUUAUUUUUCGUAAAGAAAAAAUUUGUUGAACAAAAGAAUUUUAUUGUUUUUUUUUUACAAAUGAACUCUCGAUUUUUCAUAGAAUCACGAUUGUAAGUGUCUUCGUAAUUAUCAUAGUUAGAUAAUUAAAAAGUAGAGCAUCAAUGUUCAGUAAAUAUUCAUUAAUCACAUUUUUUUUUUGAAUGAUUUUAUCAUAUGAUAGAAGGCAUUAAUUAUUAAAUAUGAAAGUCUUCUCAAAAGUUAACAUAAAACGUAUCUUCUUAUAGAAAUGAAUUUGAAAUCUAAAUUUCUAUUUGUGUAGAAUUUUGUCUUCUUGACAGUGACCAUCUGACGAUAAGAAUAAUUUAUCUUUAAGUAAAGAAAAUAGAAGUUUUUUUCAGAUAAAUGUAUCUUCGAAUUUGUAAUCAGAAAACGUGGAUUUGAACUGAUAUAUCAAAAUUUUACAAUAUUGAGAUGUUGAGUAAAAAAUUUUUGUUUUGCGUACUUGUAAAUGAAUGUACAAAGAGAUGUUUAGCAAGAGAAAUGAUAAAAAAAAGCAUGCUGUUGAUUAGGAAUACGAGAAAAGAAAAGAGGAAAAAAAAGAGAAAAGUAUUUUUUUUUCCUCUUUAAUUUUCUUCUGUGAAUAUUUUUGCGCUCUUUUAUUAAAAUUAGUUUUUUAUCGCUGAUAUAAUUUUUAUAAAUCGUGCCAUCGUCCCUCAUUGUUACUCUGCUAAAACCUGCGGAGAUUUCGCAGGCGAUAAUUUUUAAGUUACAAAGACGGAAUUGUUGCGACUACUCAAUUGAAAAAUAAUUUUCUCUAUUAAGUAAAUGAGUCCUCGCACUUUCUCCGCGCAGCGAUCUCAGUUAGAGUGCGAAUGUCGAGGGAUGAUGCAAAAAAAAGCACGUGAAUGGUGAUUUUUUUUCAUUUUUUUUUUUUUUUUCAUUAACUGACAUGCGAAAGCAAUCAGAGAAAAGGACGAAAUAUUUAUUUAGUAAUGUAACACAUGUAGUUUUAUGAUUUUUACAAUUUCUUCAAAUUGCACACAAUGCUUGUUUCGCUUUCCACAAAGAAAAAAAAAAUGGAAGCGUAAACCUGACAAAAAAAGUAAUAAACAAAAAAUGGACAAUUUGCGUCGGUGCAAAGGACGUUGUAGAGCGCAAAGAAAGUUUUCUGGAACUGCGAGUAUUUUUUUAAGAUUAAUCUUUAAGACUUUCUAAAUAUGGCUAUAUAUUGUUAUUUUUUUAGUUGCUUUGUCUGUGAAGAAACAAAAAAACAUAAUGAGAUUUUUGUAAAUAUCGUGACUCGGAGAGAAAUUUUUCAGUUUUUCGCUCCUGUGAUUUUAAUUGUAAUAUUCGCGAGAAAUGUUGAAAUAUAAUUUCAAUUUAUUGUAAUUUAUUGUAAAAAAAAAAAAAGAAAUUUUAAUUGAGAAAGAAAGGAAGGAAAUAUGAGAUUGAAAAAAAAGGAAUGUUUUGAGAAUAUUUCGUAAUCAUUGAGAUUACUUUUAUUCCUUUGAAAAAAGAAAAGAAAAAGAUAUAUAUCAAGUAUUCGUGUGGUCGUAAAUUGACGUUUUAUAAAGUGAAAGAGUUAUCUGUGUAUUUUCUAUAUAAAAAAAAACAAAUAAUUAGCACUUGGUCACACCCGAGUUUACGUGUUUUAUGACUUUGUUUCUUUGUUUUUUCUUUACUGGAAAAUCAUAAAAAUAACUGACAAUGCUGUGAGGCGAGAGGAGAAAAAAAAUUAUUUUUUUUUUGUUUAAUCGAGCUGGCGCCUCGAAUAAAAAAUAGUCAAGAAAAUAAAUAAAUAAAUAAUAUGAAGAUGGACAACAGUACUUUAUAGUGAAUCAAUCAAUAUUUCGCUUUGUACUACGAUAUUUUCAAUUUAUUGCGACUAUCAAUUGAUUGUCAUCCUCUAUCAGUUGUCCACCUCCAACAGUCACAAAAAAAACAUAAAUAAUCUAUCUAUAUAUGCCACCGCAUCAAGAAUGAUCGUGUGAUAAUUCAAGUGAUUUGACUUGGCCCUUCUGAGUUAACGUUCGACGAAAAUAUCUGAUAAUGAAAUGUUCAGGUCAAACAUACUCUGAUUUCUCUCGAACAAACUUCCUAAUGUAUCUUAAUUUUCAUCUAGAUUUAAUUUAUUAUUUCAAUCAAUUAGCAUUCCAAUCGGAUAUCUUCGUUAAAUUUUUGAAUUUGAUAUUUUUUACUAUAUUAGAAUUAAAAAAAAACAUUAACUUUUCUUAUUAUUGCCAUAAUAUAAUUAACAUAUUAUUGUUAUUAGUAUUAGAAUUCUUUUUCUUUGUGUUUUAUAAUUUUAAAAAAUUAAAAACAAUUUGAUCUCGAUACUUUAAGGAUAGAUUUGUUUCAAAUAAUUGGAGUAGUGAGACUUAUUAUAGUAAAAAAAAAGAAGGGUCGUAUGUGAUGUGAUUUCUUUUAUAUCGUAACGAAUAAUGAAUACUAAGAAAUGUUAUAGUUUCAUAUAAUAAGUGAUAUGUUAUUUGUCAUUUAUUUUAUCCCUUAAUAAAUGAUGUUAUACAAAA
This is a messenger RNA of Leptopilina heterotoma, 7197 nucleotides long. It is a transcript of the gene Sesn, whose product is annotated as sestrin-1. Gene Ontology annotation, molecular function: oxidoreductase activity, acting on peroxide as acceptor; L-leucine binding. Bases 784 to 3540 code for a protein of 918 amino acids. Gene Ontology annotation, cellular component: nucleus. The record is from RefSeq and is a predicted model, not a curated record. Gene Ontology annotation, biological process: negative regulation of TORC1 signaling; cellular response to leucine starvation; positive regulation of macroautophagy. The transcript is spliced from 11 exons. Lineage: Eukaryota; Metazoa; Arthropoda; Insecta; Hymenoptera; Figitidae.